Molecule: messenger RNA, 675 nt
Organism: Cooperia oncophora
Lineage: Eukaryota; Metazoa; Nematoda; Chromadorea; Rhabditida; Trichostrongylidae
Source: the annotation of a GenBank genome assembly
GAGAUAGCAUCCGGCUCAACCAUCUCGUUACAGAAUCUCGAAACUGAUCCAACUUGUACUGGCGUUGACGGGGUGGUGACAGCAUUCCGAAGCACUUAUAUGCAGGCACAACCGUGCACUAGUGCACAGUUCUCCCAUGUGAUUUACCAUGUUGCCAAGACUGCUCAACUCCAGGCAGCUCGAUCAGAGCAAACGCGACCACAGUACCAUAUUUUGAAUAUCAUUACCCGAGGAGCCAUUGAUGACAUCAAAGAGACGGUCCAAGCUGCAAUCUUCUCCAGCAAGACACCCAUAUCAGUAAUAUUCACAGGCAUUGGUGAUCGAAACCUAGACGAAAUAGAACGACUUGGUGAAGGUGGUAAACGACUGAUCUUUCAAGGACGGAAAACGGAUCGCGACAAUUUGCACUAUGUGAACAUGACGCGAGUGCUUCUUGAAUGUGACGGGUCAGCAGAUGAGUCGAAGAUGUCGCUCUCGGAAAAGUCACUCUAUCAAAUUCCACGACAAAUUGCAACCUAUUUCACAAAAAAUGGGAUUUUGCCAAUAGACAGACAUGGCGCUUCUGCUAUAGAAAAUUCUGUGGAAACAGUCUAUCGAUCGUCACCAGCUCAAGAAGUUGAGGAAACUGACAGCUUCGGACGAGAUAUAGACCACAGUAAGUAUAUACCACUGUAG